GUCAGGUCUCAGGAGAAGGAUGUCAUACGGGUGUCAUACGAUUGUUAAAUCAAGGUCUCUUUGCAUGCUCUGCUGAAGUUAUGGUUGUAUGUACCUUGAUGCAAAAUACGGCUGCUGCACAGCACCAGCCACUAGACGUACUUAAACUUUUAUAUAAUUACUAACACUCUGUAUUUAGUUAGCUUGUUUUGUUGGUGCCGGAACUUCACUUUCGUGAUCUCUUUGCGUGGAGAUCUCCCGGACGCCGCCGGGGUGGUACAGCUUGCAGUUGCCAUGAUGAAGUUAAAGACUAAAAAACGACUGACGAAUGUGGCUCAAGCAAUCUUCUUUUUACUCGGUGGAAUAGAAUAUGCUGUUGUUUUGCCGACACUCAACGAGUACUUGGGUUCUCUCGAUGGGGACGCUACCUUUUUCGGUAUCGUCAUGGCUGCAUUCAGCUUCAGCGGUGUCUUAACAUCCCCGCUCUACGGCCUCUUUCAAGAUCGCUUCCAUCGGACAAAAAUUCUCAUUUUAUUUGCCAACUUGUUUGAAAUUGCAGGCAACUUUCUGUAUUUUGUUGGAGGCACCAAAUAUAUGCUGCUUGGAAGUAGACUAGUUUCAGGAGUGGGUGCUGGUGUCGGCUCCUCAAUUUUUGCACAAAUUUCGAGAACAUCGACUGAAAAAGGGCGGGCAUCAGCCCUUUCUACAGCCUCGGGGGCGAGGCAGAUUGGUCUCCUCCUUGGCCCCGCCCUUAAUUUUCCCCUCAACAGCUUGGACUUCUACAUCGGGCCAUUUCAUGUCAACAAAUUCUCCGGACCAGGGAUUCUUAUGUGUAUCUUGUAUGUAGUUCUCGAGUUUGUGGUGUUAUUCCUAUUCUAUGACAUACCACCUCUCGACAAGCAAGAUAUCAUUCUUGCCGCAGAGGAGAAUUCCGCACUUUCUCCCCCGAGCGGAAACGUCGCAAUCGUUGACGGUAAGGAUGGCCUUGAAAAAAGUCUGUAUUCAAUCAAUGCGGAUGGCAUGAGUGACCUGCUAGAUAAUGCUAACAGCUCGGCUACUAACGGCUUGCGGCACUUGAAUAGCGGACGUGUGGAAGACUACCAGCGGGACAUGUGCAACAAUGACAGCAGCGAGGACAGCUACGAGGAAAGAAACGACGACAAGAUUCACAAGAUUUCACUGCUUGAUGUUUUUCUUAAAGAGGAGGUGCUAGUUUUGUUGACGGCGCAGUUUGUCUUCAUGUUCAAUCAGACAUGUUUAGAGACUGCAGUCACAGUUAUGACAAAAAACCUUCUGGAUUUCGGAGGAAUUGAAAACAGCAUCUUGUUUGCUGUAGCUGGGUUUGAGCUUCUUGCUAGCUUCAUCAUCAUCAAAUGCAUCAGUAAAUUUAUCUCCGACCGGACGAUGUUAUUUGCUUCAGUGACACUUGAGUUAGUACCUUACAUUAUGCUGAUGAUUUUCUAUCCACAUGCAACACCAGGGAGGUCCCAGAAUCUGUGGUGGUUUUCAAUUCUUUUCAUCAUCCAGGUUUCUGGGCUCGGCUUCCUGCUAAUCUCCAUCGUAUCACUCUUCUCAAAGGUCACUCCUCCAGAAAUGCAAGGUUUUGCCCAAGGUGUUCGCCGAGCCGUUGGUGGAAUCGGGACCAUCAUGGGUCCUUUAUGGGCGGGCGGCAUGCAGAAUAUACCAUUUGAGACUUUAGCAAUCAUGAUGGCCCUUUUCCUCCUAGUUUGGAUGAUGUCGCUGAUGUCAUGGAAACUUCUUAGGCCACACUCAGAAGUCGCAGCCGAGACAAGUCAAGCAAGCUGCAAAGAAGAUUCGAAAGAAGAGACCAAACCAUUGCUCAAUGGUGAUGUCAAAGACUAUGGGGUCGCCUGAUGGAAGGUGGGGUGCAAGACUUGCUGUGCGGGUACGUUCUGCUGAAAAAAAGAUACGCCAGUUGUUUUGAGAAAUUUGUGAAAUGAAAAAUGAGGGGUAGUCAGUUUGUCCUAACCUCUGAGGAAUAACAUGGCUGGAAAACUUCCAUCAAUAACUGAUUUAAUUGACAUUAACCACGCUGUCACCAUCUUGGUCAUGUUCCAUGUGUCUAAUAACAAUAAGGAAUGCUAACAUUCAUUGUGCAAACA
Asterias rubens (European starfish) is the source of this 2102-nucleotide messenger RNA. Its product is annotated as major facilitator superfamily domain-containing protein 8-like. The transcript has 11 exons. Gene Ontology annotation, molecular function: transmembrane transporter activity. Lineage: Eukaryota; Metazoa; Echinodermata; Asteroidea; Forcipulatida; Asteriidae. The coding region runs from base 274 to 1854 and encodes 526 amino acids. Gene Ontology annotation, biological process: transmembrane transport. The record is from RefSeq and is a predicted model, not a curated record.